AUGACAAACAUGAAGCCGGAAAAUGCAGUACGGGCCAGUUUAGAUUUUGCUGGAAGCCGAGGUACAAUCAAUUUUAAUGUCAAGCUACUCGAUAUACUGGAUUAUGUAGGCGAUUCUGUCCGACCUAUUAGAGAGGGUUCUGCGGUAUAUGAUGCGAAGCAUAUUGUUUGCAUCGGAUAUACUAAUAAAACAGAUCACGAGACUCAGGUCAAAGGUUAUGUCACACAGUCUUGUCAUCCUGGCCAAAUGCCGCAUGAAGUUAGUUUGAACAUUACUCAUAAUGUUUCUGGAUGGGUCCUGUGUUGCUCAUGCAAAGCUGGAACAGGUCGUUGUAAACAUAUAGUUGCUUGUUUACUGCAUCUGAAUCGAUUUGAUCAAGUGGAAUAUCUCUCGUGUACUGAUACUAAGCAAGCUGGGGGAAUUUUGAAAGCUGAAAAAGGUACCCCAUGGGGGGCUAAAAAGCUGUCAGAACUUUGCUGUAUAAAAACACCUUCCCGGCUUGUUCCAGUUGAUACGAAACUCAAAAACCAGAUUAUUAAAGAAUCUUUUGAAAGGAUAAUUCAAGGUAUCGUAAUAUAG
This is a messenger RNA of Armigeres subalbatus, 579 nucleotides long. RefSeq lists its product as uncharacterized. NCBI's taxonomy places the organism in Eukaryota, Metazoa, Arthropoda, Insecta, Diptera, Culicidae. The transcript is spliced from 3 exons. Gene Ontology annotation, molecular function: zinc ion binding. The record is from RefSeq and is a predicted model, not a curated record. The coding region runs from base 1 to 579 and encodes 192 amino acids.